Molecule: messenger RNA, 618 nt
Organism: Penicillium pulvis
Lineage: Eukaryota; Fungi; Ascomycota; Eurotiomycetes; Eurotiales; Aspergillaceae
Product: mitochondrial 54S ribosomal protein mL61
Exons: 2
Coding region: 1-618 (205 amino acids)
Cellular component (GO): mitochondrion
Molecular function (GO): structural constituent of ribosome
Source: RefSeq, a predicted model, not a curated record
AUGGUCAACUUCCUCAAGCGGAUGCGGAAGCUGAAGACAAUGCUCGAUGUUCGAGUCGGACUCGGCGCCGCCCUCUUCCCCAGCCAAGUAACUGCCACAAAAGAAUUCCCAGCGGUCACCCGCCUCCACCUCACAUAUGCUAAGAAGAUCUACGGCGGCCACCAUGGCGCAAGACUUUUCUGGCGCCAAUGUCUUCCGCGACUGAAAUACCACAACCCGGGCGUCUCCAUGACGGUUCAACAAACCGAAGACCAAGAAGGACCGGCCGCAUUGACAAUCUAUUUCAACGAGCAAUUGAGCAGCACCGCGGCUGGACUUGCGAGCAAGCAGUUGGUCGACAAGCAUGCGCCGAAGCCGGAGGCUAGUGAGAAGUCUGUUGUUGUGGAUUUGAAGAACCUGGAUCCCAAGGAGAUCUGGACUCGGGUCCAGGCUUCGACAGGUGCGGCGGAUGUUCCUCCUUCUGAGGAGGAUUUGACUGAGGCGAAGAGGUUGGCGGCUAUUACGGAGAAGGCUGUCGGGGAUCGGAAGCGUAUAUCGGCGAUGCGACAGGCGAAGAAGGAUCAGGAGCGUAUGCUUGCUGAGGCGAGGGGUGAGGUUGAGAAGCUGAAGCAGGGCUAA